AUGGGCAAGGCGACGACCCCGACCGACCGCCAAUCGCGCAGGCACAACCCUCUGCAGGACGAUAUCCUGGCCACAGGUCCUUUGAAGAGCAAGGUUUCCAAGAAGAAGAAGGGCAAGGAUGGCGACGAGGGCAAUGGCGACCACUUCGUCGAUGCGACCCGCAGUCGCACCAUUCUGAGGCUGGGCCGAGAGCUUGCGGACGAAGAUGCGCCUGCGAAGCCCGAAGCCUCUGCGAAACCGGGUGUCGAUCUCUUCGGCAUUGAGUCAAGAUAUGGGGUCGAUGUUGGUGGCGACGAGCAGACAUACGAGGAGGAGGAGGCCUGGGGCGAGGAGGACGAGGUCGUGGAGGAGAUUGAGAUUGAUCCGGAGGACCUUGAGACCUACCGCAAAUUCCUGCCCGAGGCCGAGGAGGAUCCUGCGGACAUGCUGAACGAUGCCGGUUGGGGAAGCAAGGGCGGUGACGAGGAUAUGGCUGGUGGCGGCACCAACCUUACCGAGCUCAUCCUCGAGAAGAUUGCGGCGCAUGAGGCUGCCGAAGCCAGGAAAGCAGCGGGCGUGCCCGUGGAUGACGUCGACUACCAGCUUCCUCCUAAGGUCAUCGAUGUUUAUACGAAGAUCGGCCAGAUUCUGUCGCGAUACAAGAGUGGCCCCUUGCCGAAGCCUUUCAAGAUCCUGCCGACCCUGCCGCACUGGGAGGACAUCGUUGAGGUCACUGAACCCCAGAAAUGGACGCCGAACGCUGUGUACCAGGCGACGAGGAUAUUCUCUGCUUCCAAGCCGGCAGUGUGUCAGAAGUUCAUGGAGAUUGUUGUUCUCGACAAGGUCCGUGAGGACAUUUACGAGAACAAGAAGCUAAAUGUACACUUGUUCAACGCUCUGAAGAAGAGUUUGUACAAGCCUAGGGCGUUCUUUCUGGGUUUCUUGUUCCCGCUCCUGUCUAGCGGCUGCACCAUUCGCGAGGCCCAUAUUGUUUCUGCUGUGCUCGCCCGAGUUUCGGUGCCGGUGCUCCACUCUGCAGCUGCUUUGAAGGGAAUCACUGAAAUUGCCGCUCAAGAAGCCUCCGCUGGAACCGAGGGUGGUGGAUCUGCCAACAUCUUCAUCAAGACUCUGCUGGAGAAGAAGUACGCCCUGCCGUACCAGGUUAUUGAUUCGCUCGUUUUUCACUUCAUGAGAUUCAGGAGUGUUGAUCCUGCCUCCAUCAAGGAGGGCCAGUCCUUCUCUGGAGAUAUGGUUAGGUCACUUCCUGUGGUUUUCCAUCAGAGUUUGCUGGCAUUUGCCCAGAGAUACAAGAACGACCUGAGCGAGGAUCAACGUGAGGCGCUUCUCGAUUUGUUGUUGUCGCACGGCCACGCCGCUAUUGCCCCGGAGAUCAGGAGAGAAUUGCUUGCCGGCAGAGGAAAGGGUGUAGCGAUUGAGCAGAACGCUCCUUUUGACGGCGACGACACGAUGCUUGUGGAUUAA
Messenger RNA from Colletotrichum chrysophilum, 1461 nucleotides. RefSeq lists its product as uncharacterized. Gene Ontology annotation, molecular function: snoRNA binding. The transcript is spliced from 3 exons. Gene Ontology annotation, cellular component: nucleolus; cytoplasm; preribosome, small subunit precursor. Gene Ontology annotation, biological process: rRNA processing. Bases 1 to 1461 code for a protein of 486 amino acids. The record is from RefSeq and is a predicted model, not a curated record. Lineage: Eukaryota; Fungi; Ascomycota; Sordariomycetes; Glomerellales; Glomerellaceae.